Molecule: messenger RNA, 462 nt
Organism: Tilletiopsis washingtonensis
Lineage: Eukaryota; Fungi; Basidiomycota; Exobasidiomycetes; Entylomatales
Exons: 2
Source: RefSeq, a predicted model, not a curated record
UUUACCAGCGCCGUGUACGGCCGCCCGAUCCCCGGCAACGUCGUCAACCAGCAGAACGUCGCGACACCCGGCCAGCCCGGCGCCUACGGCCACUUCUCCUACUUCAUCAACUCGGACAAGGAGAUCAUCUGCUACGACAUCCGCACCGUCGGCGUCACGGGCGAGUACGACUCGCCCGCCGCCACGGCGACGCACAUCCACGAGGCGGCCGCCGGGCAGAACGGCCCGCCGCGCAUCGCGUUCCCGAACCCGCAGUUCACGCGCAAGAACCACCUCGGCGAGGAGAUCCGCGAGAGCAAGGGCUGCCUCAAGGGCCCCUUCCGCACGGGCCUCGCGCCCACGGGCACCGACACGGGCUCCGCGUCGGGCUUCACGCUCAAGCAGCUCGAGCAGAACCCGGGUAACUUCUUCACCGACACGCACACCGAGGCCUUCACCGCCGGCGCCAUCCGCGCGCAGCUG